AUGCUCUUCUCCAAAUUCCUCGUUGUUCUCGGUGCUACCGCCGCCAGCGCUAUCACGAUCCCAGCUGCUAUUAAGCACUCAAUGAAGACCGUCGAAAAGCGUGCAAUUGAAGAUGCUUUCAGACUCCAAGUUCAAGGUGGAACCUUAAACGGCUUGUGGCUCGUCGGAAACCCCACCAGCACUGGCGCGUUCGACGCAACAGAGACCAACGGACAUGUAUUCUCUCUCGAUAGCGGCACCCUUAAAAGUACCUCAAUCGGAGGCCUAGGUCCAACGGUCUUGGGUUAUGACACCCUCGCAUGGGCUUUCUUUGAUAAUUCCAAUAGUGCUAUCACCAGUUGCUCUAUUGCUUCUGGUACAGAUGUGCUUACUGGCUGCGUUGCUUCCUACCAAGACCCCGAAACACUUGAUACAUUCGAUUACGACAGAUUCAGUUAUGUUCAGCAGGAAGAUGAAGAGGGUAUUAAAUACGUCUGGAGUAUGGGUAACUCUGGUACAAACUGGGUUACCGAGAAUGGAAACACUAUCACGUUGAAGGCUGUGGCGGUUUAA
Messenger RNA from Orbilia oligospora ATCC 24927, 552 nucleotides. RefSeq lists its product as uncharacterized. The transcript has 3 exons. Lineage: Eukaryota; Fungi; Ascomycota; Orbiliomycetes; Orbiliales; Orbiliaceae. The record is from RefSeq and is a predicted model, not a curated record. Bases 1 to 552 code for a protein of 183 amino acids.